AUGGAUGCUUUUGAAACUCUGAGCUCUUCGAAGCGCCGUGCGAAAUAUGACAAGCAGCUCGUGGAAGCAGGAAGUGAUGAUGGCCUUCAUGAGGAUGGCUUGGGUCAGGACGACGGACUGACCGUGCAGUCCGCCCUUGACGGCCGCAGGCUUGGCAGGCGGCUACCGAAGACGAAGAGGCACAAGCGAGCUCAGCAAGCGCAGCACCCGGAGCCUGCGGCCGAAGGCGCCGCUGACGUACCUGCUGCCAGCGCCGAUGCUGAGGCAGCCGGUGAUGAUCCCUCGCGCGAUGCUUCUGACGACCUCACCGACCUUCCAAGUGCGCAGCCCCAGAAGCUGCUAAGAUACCUUCUUUCUCGAGAGGACCGUUGGUCCGAAGAUUUGAGGAGGCUUCGAGAGCACCGGCUCGCCGAUCUGCAGAACCUCCGAGAUCUCCUUCGCAAGGAGUUCCCUGGGCACAAGGAAAAGAGACAGGAUGGCGAGUCUGCCAAGAAGCCCCGGUUAAAACGGCUACCUGCACCCGGCGAUGCCAAGUGGCGUCGAAACAAGAACAACAUUCGGGGAGUCUACUGCAUGUCGAAGGGCGGCUAUGGUGCGAACGUCUUCAUCUUCCAGCUUGUGCUCAUGUCUCCAGUAGUACGGACUUUGCAGGAAGCCCUGGAUUUUCACAUGGCGUUCACACAGAUUCGGCAGUGUGUCUACGAGCAGACCGAGGCUGGCUGCUCUUUUCCGGAGGCCUUGACCUCUGCGGUCCAGCGCGUGGAUGAAGAGCGCAUUCAGAGCGGGUUGUUGGCGCUGCCUUUGUACUACUACUCGGUGCUCAGCACUCGGACAAAAAACCUCGUAACGCCAAGCUCCAGAGUCCUUGCGACGGCUCUCCGGUUCUGGACGAUUGCAAAUGGCCUACGGGCCCAGGACCCCGCCGCACGACUCCGUGGGUGGAACGAGGCGAAGCCAACCAUGGUCGCAGAAGCAGUUGCGGAGCGAGAAGAGCGAAAGGUGCGCACUGGCCGACGACGCCGGCUCUGGAUGGCCCUGGUGCAGGCACUUCGGCCGAAGAAGGAACCGAAACCGAAGAAGCACAACCCCUUCCAAACUGCGGCCAUGCUGAAGAAGCGAUGGGGGGUUCAUCGACUUCCUCCCGGCAUCGCCGAAGUUUGCCCGUUCUUAGAAACGGGAGCUGGACAAGACGAGGCUUCCGCAACACGCUGCCUGCGUGCGGUGCUUUCCGGCCGGAAUGGUGAGGAGAUAUCGGGGCAGCCGAGGAUGAGCUUGGUAGCCGCGCAGAAGGACUGGCAGAGGCUGCGUAAACUCCAGGAGAAAGCUGGGGACGAUGCAGUCCGCAAUGCGGUAGCUUCCGCAGAGAUGCAGGCCAUGACCGAUCUGAUGAUGAAUCAGCUCUUCUUCAACUGA
This is a messenger RNA of Symbiodinium sp. CCMP2592, 1413 nucleotides long. Lineage: Eukaryota; Dinophyceae; Suessiales; Symbiodiniaceae. The record is from the annotation of a GenBank genome assembly.